Nicotiana tabacum (common tobacco) is the source of this 516-nucleotide messenger RNA. The record is from RefSeq and is a predicted model, not a curated record. NCBI's taxonomy places the organism in Eukaryota, Viridiplantae, Streptophyta, Magnoliopsida, Solanales, Solanaceae.
AUGUCUCCAGCUGGGACACAGUUCAACUCGUUAGAGUCAAAGGAACAACAGAGGAACAUGUCGCUACCAGCUCCCGAGUCGAGUGAUGGAAAUCUAGCUGCUUGGGAAGAACAAGCUAGGGUUAGUCGAUGGAACUCUAAAAAGGGGGAUUUUGAUGCAACACUAGGUCAUCAAUGGUAUCGAUGUAACGCUAUUGUAUUAGGAUGGAUCAUGAGCUUAGUAUCGAAGGAAUUGAUAACAGGGAUUGUAUAUGCGAAGAAUACUAGAGCUAUUUGGGAAGAUUUGAGGGAACUAUUUGAUAAGGUAAAUACCUCACGAGUAUAUCAACUGCAUAAAGCAGUAGCUACAAUUACUCAAGGAGUUGAUAGUGUAUCAUUGUAUUUUUCAAAACUUCGAAAUCUCUGGGAUGAGUUUGACAACAUGGUGCCACCUCCAUGUGAUUGCGCGAAGUCUAAGAAUUUCAUUGAGUUUUUUAUGGGAUUGAAACCUAUGAACAAGCUAGAAGCCAAAUUCUGA